CAUAUGAAUUAUUAACAUAUUAAUUAUACACAUAUUACAAUAAUUAAAACAGUUUAAAAUGCUACCAUACUUUAAUUUUUAUUUUUUCCUUGUAUCUUUUUUUUAUUUUUUCAGGUUAAAUAAAAAAUCAAAAACUUAAAUCUAUUCUGUUUUUAGAGAAUAAUAAUAAUAAUAAAAUUUAGGUUUAUACUUUUUAUUUCAAAAUAAAUAAGUUUAUAAUAAUACUUCAUACUAAAAAUAACUUUUAUAAAAAAAUAAUAAUUUUAAAAUCCAAACAUUAUAAAAUAAAUUAUAUUUUUUUUUAUUAUAAUUAUUUUAUUUAUUUAUGGAUCUUUAAAUAUUAUUUAUUAUUUUUUAUUUAAUAAUUUAGAUAUUGGAAUACUUAUAAAUACUAUAUGAAAACAUGGGUUUGGAUGGAGAAUCAAAAAAUUCACAUCAGCUAUAUGUGGCUCCAACUGAAGGUAUAUUAGUAGAAAAUGCAGAAAGUUUAAGCGACACUAUAUCAUAUCCAAGUAAUAAUGAAAUAUCAUCAUCAAAUGUUGACCUUAUUGUAGAGAAUGAGAAUAUAGAGCAGGUUUCAGAUUCAAAAUUCCCUCCAUCUAUUAAAUAUAUUUUGGGUAAUGAAAUUUGUGAAAGAUAUUCAUAUUAUGCAUUAAGAUCUAUUUUAACCAACUACUUGAUUAAUUUUAUGGGUUAUUCGAGUAAAAAUGCUUCAUCCAUUGGUCAUGGUUUUAACGCAGGUGCUUAUAUUUUCACAUUGGUUGGUGCUUAUAUUUCAGAUGGUGUUUUAGGUAAAUACAAAACAAUUUUGUAUUUUAGUAUUUUGUAUUGUAUUGGAGCAGCUAUAUUUGCAAUAACAGCAAUACCCGGUGUAACAGGUAGUGGACCAGGAGAUAGAUCUCCUUGGGGAGUAAUUAUAGGUUUAGUAGGUAUUGCAAUUGGUACAGGUGGAAUUAAACCAGUUGUUUCAGCAUUUUGUGGAGACCAGUUUGGACCCCAUCAAAAAAAGCUAUUAGCCAAUCUUUUUCAAGUAUUUUAUUGGUGUGUUAAUUUGGGUUCAUUCUUUUCUACAAUUAUAUCACCAAUUUUAAGAACUAAUGUAGGCUAUUGGUGUGCUUUUAUUGUACCAUCAGUCAUUUUAGUUAUUGCAAUUAUUGUUUUUGUUUUAGGAAACAAUAAAUACGUAAAGAAUGAACCACAGGGCUCAAUACUAAAAGAUUGUGUUAAUAUAUUUGGAUAUGCAUUAAAAGAAAGAAUAAAAAAACUAAUUCAGGGUAAAAAAUAUAAUGACUCUUAUUAUACAGGAAGUUUUUAUGAUAGAGCCAAAGCAAAAUAUGAUCCAAGAACAGUAGAACAACUAAAGUUGGUAGCUAGAGUUUUAAUUAUAUUUAUUCCUCUUCCAUUUUUUUGGUCACUUUUUGAUCAGACAGGAACUCGUUGGACUAUUCAAGCAAACUCAAUGAAUAGACAUUUAGGAAGUUGGAAAAUAGAUUCUGAAAUAAUAAAUUGUGUAAACCCCAUCCUAGUAAUGAUAUUUGUACCAAUCUUUGAAUAUGGGAUAUAUCGACCAUUAGAAAAAAGAAAUAUUAAUUUCUCUCUUCUUCGAAAGAUGGGUACUGGUAUGUUUUUAUCGGUAAUUGCCUUUUAUAUAUCUGCCAUAAUCCAAGUUAAAAUAGAUAAUAGCCCACCAGAAUCAGUUCACAUUACAUUACAACUCCCACAAUAUGUAGUUUUAACAGCAGCAGAGGUUCUUUUAUCAAUUACCGGGUUAGAGUUUGCAUACAAAAACUCUCCACGUGCAAUGAAAUCAAUUGUUAUGGCUGGUUGGUUAAUCUGUGUAUCCAUAGGUAACAUUUUUGAUGCAUUUGUUAUUGAACUAAUUGAAUUACCAGAUUAUCAACUUUCACUAUUAUUUGGAUCGGUAAUGUUUGUAUUUAUAUUUAUAUUUAUUAUAGUUUCAUAUAGAUUCAAACCCAUUGAACAAAAAACUCUCGAUGAACUAAAUGGUGAUAUUCCAAGCAUCUAUGAUAACUAUAACAAAGAAAUAGAAAAUGCAACUCCAUUAAAUGACCUAACAUCAAGUGUAGACUCAAGUCAUAAUACAAAUAACAAAUAGUAAUUUAAAAAAAAACAAAAAAAAAAAAUAAAAAAAAAUAAAAAUAAAGAUUAAAGAUAUUU
Molecule: messenger RNA, 2178 nt
Organism: Dictyostelium purpureum
Lineage: Eukaryota; Evosea; Eumycetozoa; Dictyosteliales; Dictyosteliaceae
Exons: 5
Coding region: 404-2116 (570 amino acids)
Biological process (GO): transmembrane transport; oligopeptide transport
Cellular component (GO): membrane
Molecular function (GO): dipeptide transmembrane transporter activity
Source: RefSeq, a predicted model, not a curated record